Rubroshorea leprosula is the source of this 1200-nucleotide messenger RNA. NCBI's taxonomy places the organism in Eukaryota, Viridiplantae, Streptophyta, Magnoliopsida, Malvales, Dipterocarpaceae. The record is from the annotation of a GenBank genome assembly.
UCUUCAUUUGCACAACAUUGUUUGGACAUGCUGUUGAAAUUCUCUGGGCCUCUUUAUGAUAUGAGAAUGAGAGAAUAUGUUGACAUUUGACUUUCUUCUGUGAAUAUUUGCUUGCUAACCAGUGAUUGUUUGUAGAUUAACCAUGGCAUUUUGUGAUAGGAAACAAAACUGAAGGUGUUUCUGUAGAAUGUUGGGGUCACAAUCACUAAGAAUGAUCUUGCUUUUCAAACUAGUUCGAGUACGUGUUUUUGCUUUUCAAAUACAUUUCAAGCAGUGCUUAGGAAUUAUAUAUGCAUAUCAAUGAGAAUAAUCUUGCUUUAAAAUUUUAUAAACUUUCUGAAAAUGAUACAGAUAAUGCAAGUAGUAGUACCUCAGUUGAGAAUAUAUGCAGAGGAUUCUGUUGAAUGUGGGCCCCCGCAAAAUCAAUUUGUGCUGAUGUGGUGAAAUUGGAAAAUGCUAAAGCAAAAGUGAUUGUAAACAACUUCUUUGGCAGGUGUGCAGAUUACGCAUGCUAUAUUAAAUUAUGCUAUUUAUUUUUCCUCUAAUUGACUCUGCAUUUUGGAUGAAUCAGAAUAAUUCAACUUAUUUGGUGAUGAACAUAUGUUGUUAAUCUUAUCAUGUUUCUCUUCAAAGAAAGAUGCGCUUACUUGAGACGAAAGGCAAGCUCUUGGAUGUUUUAUUUCUCUUGUAAAGUUUUAGCUAGUUCUUGUCAAAUUUUUCAUGGUCUAAAUGAUUUUGAUUUCCUUUAAACAUUGGAUGAAACUGAGACUUCUCUACUGCUUUUUAAACCAUAUAUCUUACAGUUAAUGAUCUUAGGAUCCUUUAUGAAUGUAUAUAUGAUGUUGAAAUCAUCUAAUUAUUUAAUCACCAAAGCUGUAAUACGUUUGGAUCUGACAUUUUUGGCUGUUCCACAGUUUAAAGGUCAUAGAAAGUUUUCUUCAUAGGCCUGGACACCAGACAGUAGGUGAGUAAGUCCAUCUUCUGGAAGUGGGUGUGUGCGUUUUGUUUGGAUUUUGAUCUUACUUUAAUGGCUUGUACUUGUAGCUGAGAAUGGAAUACUAUCUUUUACAUUUUUGAUGUCGUGCAUUUAAUUUAUGCUAUUUGCUAUAGGUUUAAACUUUUUUCUUCCCCUUCAAAACAGAUAUUAUAGGUCUAAGCUUACCCCUUUUUUUUUUUUUCAAAUAAUGUUUUGUACUUCAA